Durusdinium trenchii is the source of this 540-nucleotide messenger RNA. Lineage: Eukaryota; Dinophyceae; Suessiales; Symbiodiniaceae. The record is from the annotation of a GenBank genome assembly.
AUGGAGCUACCUCCACUUCCUCCAGCUGCCGAGAGCUCCGGCAAAUCACCCGAUGCUCCGGCAGCGCCGGUGUCCCCGAGCGCGGCCCAUGCAUUGAAGCUCUGCAUUUCUGGAUUAGAUGGAUAUGAGCUGAAGAUCUCUGUGGAUGAUGCCCUCCUCGGCAGCGAAUUGUUGGACCUUGUGAAGAUGCAGCUUCCAUCAAAGCCAGGAGCCAUGCUUUCCUUGCUUGUGAACAACUCCAUGCUCUCCUUGAAUGAGACGCUGAAGGAGCAAGGCUUUCAGAAGGACCAAUCCCUUCACUAUUGCUACACCACCGCGAAUGCGGGCGAGGCUUGGAAAGCCCUGAUGGGUUUCAAAGUGGAGAAGGCCAAUGAAGUCUUGGAGGGAGUCCUGAAGCUGCAGACUGAGACACAGGUGAACGUCACUCAGCUCUGUCAUUUGCAGAGCUUGAGGUUGGGCCAAGCUGAGUUGCUCUUGGAGGAGCUGGGCGAUCAUGGGGCCGACAGGGCGAUCAUGGGCGAAAGCUUUGUUUGUCGUUAG